AACACUAUUAAUGCCAUGGUAUGGCUCUACAAGAAAUUCAUCCUGUACUUCUUUAGAGCCAAAUGGGAAUAUAUCAGGGAAAUACAGAAUAUCACUAAACUAUUCAAUAAUACCUACCCUGUCUGUGACAAAUCUGCUAGUUCAAAGUCUGUAGUAGACUUUACUGGAAAUCUAUCUCUCAAAGGGGCUGCUGGUCUGUACUACUUGGCUGAAUUAGUAGAAGAAUAUACAAGGAUAGCAAAGAGAGUGAUUUGGUGGAUGAACUCUGUUACACUAGGGUUGUAUAUACUACUAUGGAUAUGUGAAAAUUUUCCAUUGCCUAUUAUAAUUUGUGGAAUAUUAGCACAGCUUUCUCAUUAUGUGAUACUGAGAAAUUUUCCCUUUGUUUCCUUCUUAUCAUUAGAAUUCUUAGCAGCUGUUGUUUUUAUUAUAGUCAACCAUUACCUGGCUUUUAGUCACUUCACAUCUGUGUAUCAUCCUUUCUCAGAGGUGAUGGCAUAUUUUACCUUAUUCUUAUGGUUGGUACCAUUUGCCCUUUUUGUGUCAUUAUCUGCAAAUGAUAAUGUUCUACCUACGAGUAUAGAUGGAAGAGAAGCUGAUGUAGUGUCAAGUUAUUUCUCAAAAAGAAACAAGAAAUAUGGAUUGCUCACUUUCUUCAACUAUGCGAAAGAAUCGGUAUUACCGGUAAGGACAAAAAAGGGAUUUUGAUUGUGAUCAAAGAACUGAUGAAUUAUUUCAAUGGUAUAAUAUGUAAAGUACCAUUUUGUGGAAUGUCAAAAUGUGAUGGAAAAACAAGGUUUCUUACUGAUA
Molecule: messenger RNA, 810 nt
Organism: Leptinotarsa decemlineata (Colorado potato beetle)
Lineage: Eukaryota; Metazoa; Arthropoda; Insecta; Coleoptera; Chrysomelidae
Product: protein TEX261
Biological process (GO): endoplasmic reticulum to Golgi vesicle-mediated transport
Cellular component (GO): endoplasmic reticulum membrane; COPII-coated ER to Golgi transport vesicle; Golgi membrane
Molecular function (GO): COPII receptor activity
Source: RefSeq, a predicted model, not a curated record